AUGAUGAGCGCCGUGAAGCUGGAGGGCGGCGACGACUGGACCGCGUUUUACCACGAUGAGGUGUAUCCCAGGGCCAACGGCAUGGCCCCCACCCUCAGCGGGUUCCCCCCCUCCAGCGUGCCUUACAUGGGCUCUAGUCACCCAGCAACAGGCAUUGGUGGAGGGGGCGCAGGGGGCUUGGGAGCUCCUGUGAAUCAGUUCGGAGGCUUGUCAGCCCACGCCUACGGUGGGGACGGCGAAAGGGGUGCUUUUGCUUUCGAAAUUGCCGGCGGCGAGCCCAGGGUGGGGUUCCGGAGGAGCUUCAGUCACGCCAAGCCGCCCUACUCGUACAUCUCGCUCAUCUGCAUGGCCAUCCAGCAGUCCCCGGCUAAGAAGCUGACUCUCAGCGAGAUCUACCAGUGGAUCCGCCAGCUCUUCCCCUACUACCGGCAGAACCAGCAGCGAUGGCAGAACUCCAUCCGCCACUCGCUGUCCUUCAAUGACUGCUUUGUGCGCGUGCCCCGCUCCCCGGACUCUCCUGGCAAGGGCUCCUACUGGGCCCUGCACCCAGACUCGGGCAACAUGUUCGAGAACGGAUGCUACAUGCGUCGGCAGAAGCGGUUCCGCUGCCCGCGGAGCACCGAACGCAAGGCAGCCCGGGACGAGAGAAGCGCCGAGGGCGCUGACGCUCCUACUAACCUCGCCUCCUCCGUGUCUUCUAGCGGCGGUUCACCCCAAGGCCAACCACCUGCCGUCAUCUCGAGCCCCCGGUCACCCAAAUCUCCUUCCUCUCCGCUCCAGUUUCCCGCGCAGCAGCAGACUGUUUCUCCAUCCUCGUCUCUGCUUCCUCCCUCCAGCCAGCAGCCCCUCUGCCUUUCUCCCGCUAGCCUUUCUCAGCCCCCCCUCUCCUCACUCCCACCCCAGUCCCUGGCCCUGGACCCCUGCGCACGUGGUGAACCCCUCAGCCAGCACCCUUUCUCCAUCUCCCAGCUCAUGAGUGAGGAGAGAGGGGACAUGCAGUCCUAUGACUCCUCGCUGGGCUUUUCCGGAUACUACAGCCCAGCCUCCUCCCAUCACCACAACCCCUACUCCACCACCUGGGAAGGAGCACCCUUCGCUGGGGACUCCAUGUACUACUCCAGCAUGUACUCUGUGCCCAUACUGAGCUCCUCCUGA
Molecule: messenger RNA, 1155 nt
Organism: Scleropages formosus (Asian bonytongue)
Lineage: Eukaryota; Metazoa; Chordata; Actinopteri; Osteoglossiformes; Osteoglossidae
Gene: foxa
Product: forkhead box A sequence
Exons: 2
Coding region: 1-1155 (384 amino acids)
Biological process (GO): anatomical structure morphogenesis; regulation of transcription by RNA polymerase II; cell differentiation
Molecular function (GO): RNA polymerase II cis-regulatory region sequence-specific DNA binding; DNA-binding transcription factor activity, RNA polymerase II-specific
Source: RefSeq, a predicted model, not a curated record